Anoplopoma fimbria (sablefish) is the source of this 1402-nucleotide messenger RNA. It is a transcript of the gene nthl1, whose product is annotated as nth-like DNA glycosylase 1. The record is from RefSeq and is a predicted model, not a curated record. The coding region runs from base 32 to 1270 and encodes 412 amino acids. Gene Ontology annotation, biological process: nucleotide-excision repair; base-excision repair; base-excision repair, AP site formation. Lineage: Eukaryota; Metazoa; Chordata; Actinopteri; Perciformes; Anoplopomatidae. Gene Ontology annotation, molecular function: oxidized pyrimidine nucleobase lesion DNA N-glycosylase activity; DNA binding; DNA-(apurinic or apyrimidinic site) endonuclease activity. The transcript is spliced from 6 exons. Gene Ontology annotation, cellular component: nucleus.
UCGAAUAAGAAACCAACUUCCGUCGACCUCAAUGCCUCCCUGCAGCCCGACGGUCUGUCAUGCAGUCCAGUGUUUGGCUAUGAAGUCUCCUUACUUCAUGCAGAGCAGGUCUGUUGUUACAAGGAGUGGUGAUCAAAACGCUGCGAGCUCUCUCAGGUCCAAACUCACCAGCAGACGGAGAGAUGUGGAUCCAGUUUCCUCUGUGGUGGUGAAGGUGGAGGAGGAGGAGGAGGAGGAGGUGGAGGCGAGGAUCUGUGAGCAAAGACCCUCCUCGGCCUCCUUAUCGAGGGGUGGCUGCCAUCCAAAAACAGAAACUUCACCAUUGGCUUCACACAGCCGCAGGAAGAGGCAGCUUAAAGUGGAAUAUGACAGGGAUGAAGGUGUUGCACCAGUUCAGACGGGACACUGGGAACCUCCAGACUGGAAGAAACAACUGGGAUACAUCCGUGAGAUGAGGAGCGGCCGUGAUGCCCCUGUGGAUAACAUGGGAGCAGAGAAGUGCUACGACUCAGAGGCUCCUGCACAUGUGAGACGUUUCCAGGUGCUGGUUUCCCUCAUGCUGUCCAGUCAGACCAAGGACCAGGUGACAGCAGCAGCCAUGCAGAAGCUCCGAGCUCACGGCUGCACUGUAGAAAACAUACUCGCUACUGAUGAUGAAGCACUGGGGAAACUUAUCUACCCUGUCGGCUUCUGGAAGACUAAGGUGAAGUAUCUGAAGCGGACAUCGGCCAUGCUGCAGGAAGUGUUCUCAGGGGACAUCCCAGACAGCGUGGAGGGGCUGGUCAGUCUGCCGGGUGUUGGACCCAAGAUGGCUCACUUGGCCAUGGACAUCGCCUGGGACCAAGUGUCGGGCAUCGGCGUGGACACACAUGUGCAUCGCAUCUCCAAUCGGCUGGGCUGGCUCAAGAAACCCACCAAGAACCCAGAGGAAACACGCAAGGCCCUGGAGGAGUGGUUGCCCAGGGAGCUGUGGAGUGAGAUCAACUGGCUGCUGGUGGGGUUUGGUCAGCAGGUCUGUCUCCCCGUCAGCCCUCUCUGCUCCGCGUGUCUGAACCAGUACAGCUGCCCGUCCGCCCACAAGGUCUCUCCUACAAAGAGGCCUAAAGCCGGAUCCCCACGGUCUCCAAAUCCAACCUCCUCCUUUACAACAAAAACUGAACCUGAACAAGAGUCCUCUGUUAAACAUGAGAGGACAAAGAAGGAGCCACGGCCCACACCUGUUUCCCCCACAGCACAGAGGACGAGGCUAAAAAGCAAAGUCGAUCAUUGAUGUAGUGGUCGCAUACGUUUGGGUCUGGACUCAAGACCAAAUGUGUUUAUAUGUACAAUAAAAGUUCAAUGCGUUCACACACACACUGAAAAUAUGCAACUAAGCAAAACAUUUUCAGUUUUUUUGACACUA